Oncorhynchus masou masou (cherry salmon) is the source of this 1368-nucleotide messenger RNA. RefSeq names its product D-dopachrome decarboxylase-A-like. The record is from RefSeq and is a predicted model, not a curated record. Gene Ontology annotation, molecular function: phenylpyruvate tautomerase activity. Bases 90 to 446 code for a protein of 118 amino acids. The transcript is spliced from 3 exons. NCBI's taxonomy places the organism in Eukaryota, Metazoa, Chordata, Actinopteri, Salmoniformes, Salmonidae.
GACGUACUUUCCGGAGCAAAGUCAAAUUUGCUGCAAAUAUACCUCCCUAGGCUUCUCAUCUGAAAGAACGACCUCUUUACAAAAUCAUAAUGCCGUUCAUUGAUUUAGAAAGUAAUUUACCUGAGAGUACGUUUUCUGAGAAUUUCUUGAAAAAGCUGUGCUCCAAAACAGCCGCUGUUCUAGGGAAACCCGAAGAGAGAAUGAUGUUGGUGGUGAAACCAGGACUGCCAAUGCUCAUGGGUGGAACUAGUGCUCCCUGCGUGAUACUGUUCGUGUCCGCCAUCGGUGUCACUGACACUGCUGAGAAGAACAAGGAACACAGUGCCAAUAUCUUCCCUUUCCUUACAGGAGAACUUGGACUUACUGAAGACCAGGUCAUGAUCAGGUUCUAUGUCCUGGAGCCACAUCAGGUAGGAAAGAAAGGAACUGUUAUGAGUUACCUGUAGGAGGAACUUUCAGCACCAGAAUGACUUCACACAUCUGUUCCACAACAGUUACCAAACCCUGGCAGUGGGUUUCCACCACUCAAUUGGACAUGACAUACCAUAUGACAAAGACCUGUAUUGGAUUUUAUCACUAUGGUAUUUGACCCCAUGAAUCUAUGCCCUGGAAACUCAUUCAUUUAUAUUGCGACAGUAAACCAGAACCGCACAUUUGACAAGCUAGAUGAUAUAAGAAUAUAUUCAUGUUUGAUUAGAGGAAAUGUAAACCAAUUGACCUUUAUUCAAAGCUAUUACUAUGUAAGUUCACGUAUUCAUGUCAUAUCUCAACCAUCUGAUAAUGUGUUUGAGAUGUUUUUUUUCUGCUAUGUUUUGUUAGUAAUAACCACAAUGACCAGCAUAGAUGAUAGACUAGUAUUAGCAGUAAAUCUUUAAGUACGUACUGUGCAAUGGAAGUCAGGUAAAUGUCAAUGGCCGCUGUGAAACACCAUUCUAUGCAUUUGUUAAGAGUAUAGAAGUAGAUAAGGACAUAACAGUGUUGCAUUGGACUAACAUGCACUCUGUAUUUGUGAAGGACUGUGCUUAGUAAAUUUACAUGUAAUGUAUUCCUUUCAAUUUCAGUCCUUUUAAUAUAUGAGUAUCAAGUAAAUGUUGUGAAGGCUUUGCUGUACAAUUAGUCAUACUAGAAGUAAAAGUACUUAAAUUAUUGUGUCCCGCAUGACUAAAUUAUUUACUGGAUUUAAUGUCUUGCCAAUAUUUCUUUACACUCAACAGGAAGAGUGGAAGGGUUUAAAAAUAAUACAAGGUGCAAAUGUGACAUUGAACAGCUAGAUAUUUAGGAAAAGUGGACUGUAUAAACCAAUGUAAAAAUGUAGCUAUCUUUCCAUGUGAAACACCCCACUGAAGGCAACAAAAAAUAAACAUUUAG